Molecule: messenger RNA, 363 nt
Organism: Rodentolepis nana
Lineage: Eukaryota; Metazoa; Platyhelminthes; Cestoda; Cyclophyllidea; Hymenolepididae
Source: the annotation of a GenBank genome assembly
AUGCUCAGGCCGCGUAUCAUUAUGCGCGGUAGUUUAGGAUCCUCGGAUCUGGUUUAUAGCGAUCUUCACUGCGUAAAUGAAGAUGGCGAGAAGGCUGAUCGUGGCGUAGUGCAAUACGAAGAGCCCGGAGAAAGGAUUGUGGAGAAUGCCUUGCUUGAUCUGCUCUCAAAGAUGCUGGUGUUGGAUCCGGAUCGUCGCCUGACCGCAGCUCAGGCACUUUCUCACCCAUACUUUGCUGAAUAUCACGACGAAAACGACGAACCCGUUGGAACCCCCUUGGAUGAUGAGCUGAUCGACGCAGACAAUCUCACUGUUGAGGAAUGGAAAGGUGAGGGUUUAAAUUUAUCAAUGUCUAGAGGAUAA